Molecule: messenger RNA, 5575 nt
Organism: Rhinopithecus roxellana (golden snub-nosed monkey)
Lineage: Eukaryota; Metazoa; Chordata; Mammalia; Primates; Cercopithecidae
Gene: DNAJC27
Product: DnaJ heat shock protein family (Hsp40) member C27
Exons: 7
Coding region: 670-1530 (286 amino acids)
Molecular function (GO): GTPase activity; GTP binding
Source: RefSeq, a predicted model, not a curated record
GAGCAGGCCCGGGUCUCCGCGGAGGGGUGCGGCUCCGCGAGCGAAGCUCCCCGACCUUUUUGACCUUUGCGUUGCCCCCUCGUCCUCCGACGUCACUCUCCCGGAGAUGGAGUCUGGGGUGGCCUCUAGGCCUUGAAUAUGUCCCCAAAAGAGUAAGGAGGCCUGGGUCCCCAUGCGGGGCCAUCGGCCUAGAUGCCUUGCCCGCGUUCUAGGGGAUUGUCUGGGACCGGGAGGUGGAGGAUGAAAGUUUAGUUCUCCCAGCCGGGCCUGGGAGUUGGCGGAACGUCAUGGGGUGCAUGUGAGAAUUUGGGGUUCGCGAAAUGGUGCCCGGCAGCCCGGAUUCUGCAUUCCCGCCACGAGAGAGCGUAACUGACGUUGACGUGUUUCACAGGGAAGGUGCCAGGGAUGGCCGGGGUCCGGCGCUGGUUUGUUUUGCGUUGUGUUUUAUUUCUGGUGGUGUUCCCAUAUCUAUUAGUUCCACCGCCCUUCUCUGUCCCAUCUGUGGUUCACCAGCUAUAAACUCUCCUUUAGUAUGCGAGAAGGGAAGGCCAGAGGUAACCAGAGGUCUUUUCCCUUACGAAUUCCAAGACGGCCUUCUCUUCACCCAAAUUCUUUCCUUCUGGGCAAGUGGAAGCUGUUGGUUAAGAACUUCCCAACGACAUCAAAUCAAUGACCGAGAAAAGAUUAGAACCUAAAUCUUCACAUUCCCACUGCGGUGCUCUUUCCAUCGUUGUAUGCGGUCAAAACCAACUCCGAAAGAGCUUAGGCCAGCGCCUGGCACCCAGGAGAUGUUCAAGCUGUAUUAUAAAGCGAUACUGUGAGAAAAGAUUUGUGUCUAAAUACCUGGCAACAAUUGGAAUUGACUAUGGAGUUACAAAGGUACACGUCAGAGACAGAGAAAUCAAAGUUAACAUCUUUGAUAUGGCUGGACAUCCCUUCUUCUAUGAGGUUCGAAAUGAGUUUUACAAGGACACACAGGGUGUGAUACUGGUCUAUGAUGUUGGGCAGAAAGACUCCUUUGACGCCCUUGAUGCAUGGCUGGCAGAAAUGAAGCAAGAGCUUGGACCUCAUGGAAACAUGGAAAAUAUUAUAUUUGUAGUUUGUGCCAACAAGAUUGAUUGUACCAAACACCGCUGUGUAGAUGAAAGUGAAGGACGUCUUUGGGCUGAAAGCAAAGGGUUCCUGUACUUUGAAACUUCAGCACAAACUGGAGAAGGCAUUAAUGAGAUGUUCCAGACCUUUUAUGUAUCCAUAGUUGAUGUAUGUGAAAAUGGCGGGAAACGCCCUACCACAAAUAGCAGUGCUAGUUUCACCAAAGAACAAGCAGAUGCCAUUCGCAGAAUUCGAAAUAGUAAAGACAGUUGGGACAUGCUGGGAGUCAAACCUGGGGCCUCAAGGGAUGAAGUCAAUAAAGCGUAUCGGAAACUUGCUGUGCUUCUUCACCCUGACAAAUGUGUAGCACCUGGCAGUGAAGAUGCCUUCAAAGCAGUUGUGAAUGCUCGGAUAGCCCUCCUGAAAAACAUCAAGUAGAAAGUAGAGAAAAAAGCCACGUGUGGGACUCAAAUGCAAACAGACUUUCCCUAGAGGUGAAAUAACCAACAUGGAGUUUUCCUUCCCAGAAUCUCACUGCUCUUUUCAUUCAUGUGUUGUCAUUUGUAUAUCAGUAAAUUCAGGUGCCCAUUUCAUAGACAUUUUACUGAGAAAUGAUCUUUAUUUGUAUGAAGUGAAGAGAACUGAGCAUCGCUUACUUCAUUUCAUAUUUCUAGAUAAUCUGAAUUUUUUCUCAUUCGUCAGCUCUGUAAUUAUAGUAUCCCUUAGACAUUUCACUUGGGGAAAUCCACGAGGUUCCUGGAGGGAGGGAAGAGAGGACAAGAGGACCCUUUCACUUUUUGUUUUUUACUGAAUUCAUCAUCAGAGAAGAAAAUAACAAAAAUGGAAGCAAACAACAUCAGAAUCCCUGUAAGUUUGGUGUGACCUUACAGACAAGUUACUGCUUUUACGAUGAGUUCCUUAGGUGGUAUUUUAACCAUCAAUCUAUAAUAAUGACUCUUAGCAGCCCUUUGGGAGUUUGUAAAAUGAGGUGAUACAGUUCUGAAUAACCAUCAAUCUAUAAUAAUGACUCUUAGCAGCCCUUUGGGAGUUUGUAAAAUGAGGUGAUACAGUUCUGAAUUGAGCAGUCCUUUAUGAUAUUCACUCUGUUCCUCUUCUGCAGCCACCAGGGGGAGAGACAAGCCAGUCCUAAGAGAAAAGGUGGUGGUAGCCACAAAUUCUAGGUACACUGGCUGCUCCUCAUCCUGUCCCUGGAUCUGAGGCCUUUCCCUUGCCAUAGAAAUGGUUGCUGGUAGCAGUAGAGAGCAUUGUGCACCUGGGAAUGAGGAAUCAGGCCCCAAGACAGAAGUACUUGCAGGAGCUAGGUGCAGUAGUAUCCGCCUGUAGUCCCAGCUACUCAGGAGGCUGAGACAGGAGGAUUGCUUGAGCCCAGGAGCUCAAGUCCCACCUGGGCAACAUAGUAACACCUUGUCUCUUAAAAAAAAAAAAAAAAAGAAAGAAAGAUACUUACAAGUCACACUUGAAGAUUAUGCACAUCAGCAGAGGAAAAGGCCAGCCAAGCUCGGGCAAGCUUGAUGCAGGAGGAGAGACUCCCUGUGAGGCUUAGCCCUUGUCUUAUUGCCAGCCUUUGCCACAGGCAGGUGAGAAAGCCAAGGCCACUCCUCAGCAAAGCUGGCCUCUUCUGCACUUCCUUACCAGUGUUGUUUCUUCCUUUUUUCCCCUCUUCCCCUUCCCCUCUUGUGUUUUUUCUGAACCCCACAUCUGCCAUCGUUUCUCUCCUCUUGAGUCCCUGGCUUCUGGCCACUGCCUCCUCCCUCUUCUAAGCCUUGACCUGAACCUGGUUGACCAGACACAAGUGUGGAUCCUUUGGGUGGCAGUCAGGGGAGAUCUCAGGGCCUUUAUUGGGAGGAAUCUCUGUAAUUCCUGCUUGGGCUCCAAAUUUCUGAAGAGUAGUAUUUUUAAACUAUAGCUUACAAAAUACAUUCUCUGGCUACAGUCUCCUCCUUGGUAUAUAAGGGAUGGAUGAAGUUCCCGUAUUAGGACUGGCACUCCUUACGGUGCUUAUAGAACCAGUCUCACCACUUGACUUAUUACGUCAUCACUCUUGCUACAUCAUAUUUUUAGCUACAACCACAUUAACUAACAUUUUUAUAUACUUUCAAUUAGCUGUACUAAUUGGGGCUUGAAAGUAUAUAAAAUCUUCCUAUCCUGUGGAUUUUAAAAAGCUAUCCCAUAUGGAUUGCCAGAGAGCAUCUACCUUACCACCUAAGAAGAAAAGCCACUCUCUUCCAAUCCAAGCCCACUGCAGUCUUGUGGAUUUUCCACACAGCAGCUUUUCACUGUAUGCCUGUACUCGUGCUGCACUGAGCUUGUCAUCAGGAAACCAGAACAUUGCUUUAUCAUAGCACUUUUCAUCUUGGUAAUAUCAAAACAACUUUUUAAAUGAACUGAUUGAUAUAUGUUAUUUCUUGCGAGAUUUUCCUCUGGCCUUUAACUGGCUUCUGAGGCUACAGAACUCCAACCCAGAGUUCUUCAGGACCUAAAUUUUGCUUAAGGAAGGCCUUUAUCAUGCUGAAAGCACUCAGACACGUCUGGCCUCACAGCAGAAUGUAGAAGUCAUAUGAAUGAGGGAUCAUGCAUGGUAGUGUCAGCCCAAAUUGACGUGACAACUCACUGAAUAUGUGGCCCUGUAUAAAAGCUGGUAUUAGUUUUCAUCACUGUUAUUACAUAAUAGAUUGGGAACCUCAUUCAACCAUAUUGCACAGAUGAGCAAUUAUAGCAGAGAAAAUUCAUUAGUGCUUCCAUUCAUAUCCUUAUGUGUGAGUUGGUGAAAUUUAGCCUGAGCUUGAUUCUUAGGUCUUGGGACUCAGUUUCCAACCUUCAUAUUAAUGCUAAGAAUGGCCAUAUACCUCUUUAUUUACAUAAAAGGAAUAAAAGAAGCAAGUGAAGCUUCAGGGUCCUAGAAUUGUUCUGACUUCUGUGAGCCUUCGGCAGAACGUGAAGAAAUAACAAAGCAUGAGCUCAAUGGAAAGGGUUUUUUGGCGCUAACUUCAUGCAAAAUUUCACAGACAUCUAUGCAUUAAUUUAAAUUCUUGGUGCAAAUGUGUGCUUUGUAGUUCAACCUUAUUAAAAAUUCUUCAGCCAGUUAGGAUUUCAAAAUACAUUAGUGAGAGUAACAGCUAGCAGAAUAAUUACAAUGGCUAAAACAUUUUUAUAGAGGAUCUUGUUUUUCAAAAAAGAAUAAAAAGUUUGAAUAGCUAUUGUUAAAGAAAAGCCAUGUCUUCAACAUCUGAGUCACCAAGAAGUAACACUUUUUAAACUUGUUAGAAAUCCCUGGAGGCAUUUUAAAUUCAUCUUCUAACCUACCUAAGCACUUUAAAAUACAGCCUCCUUCUGUUCCUGUGUUCCCCUUCAUGCCUCCUUUUGAAUUGAUAUCUCAGCUGUCAAUAUUUCUUUGACUUCAGCAUUGUCAUUUUAUUUCUCUAUAUCAAUGUAUCCUUAGUUUUAUUAGCCUGUUAAUUUAAAAGUCCAGACUUGGGGGUCAUUGUGUUGCUACCCAAGAGAAAAUGUUACAGUUCUAUAGAUUGCACAUCAUUCUUUAAGGCAUACAUUUACCUCAGGAAACUUACUCUAAUAUGUUCUCAUAUAUUGAAUUCUCAACUAAGUAACUAUUUCUUUAUACCUAUAAACUAGUACCUAAUUCACUGUUAGUUAAACGAGCCAUAGAUAAGGCAGCUAAAUUUCUGAAAGAUAGCCAGAGUAAGUAAGCAGCCACUGCAAGUUCUGAAUCAGUUUCAAAAAAAAAUAAAAAAAAGGAGCUGCUCCCCAUAGAACAAUGACAGCAUCACAAGGGGAAGGGAGGGAUUUUGCCAAAAGUUAGAAAGGGUGGAGCUGUAAGCCACGUGCAUGUUGCCUUUGACAGUGACAGUGCCCCCUUACAACUAAUUCCACUAGGCAUGGGAAUGUCACCUCCUUUGCCACUGUACCCCAUCAAGUUUACUCUGAAUCAAAGUUUUUGUAAAACUUGAAAAUGAACUUAGCUGCAAAAUAUAGCUAACCACCUUUCAUUGCAAGCUUUGCAAAGCAAAGAGAGGUUCGUACUUCUCAUAAUUGGUAUUUAGCACAAUUGUAAGACACAGUUUUACCGUUUGUACAUUGUUUUUUUCCAUUAAACUUUUCUAGAGAAGACAAAAGCUGACACUUUUGACAUGGAUAAGUGAGAUGGUGUCUAACAAGCAGUGCAAUAUUAGGCGAUGCAAUAGAGGCCCUGUUGGCGAGAUGAGUUUUGCUGGAGAGCUGGACAGUGUUGGUUAGCUUCCUGCAUUGAUUGCCCCUGGGCAUUCUUCCCCCUUAACUGUGAAAGCAGAGUCUAUAAAUGAACUCUUUGCUCUUACAAGGUAAUUUACAUACUUUCUUUCUGUUGAAAUAACUGAAAAUGUUAAAUCUACCAGUUGUUUAUGUCUUGUAAACAGAGUGUCAUAUGUAUUUAAGUUGUGUAUUUUUAUAAAGUAAAGCCAAAUAUCAA